CCUCUAUACAAGAGAACUCUUUCCUUCACCAGACAAGUUACCAGAACUCUUUCUGUCAUUUAGUUUUACUUAGCCUUUUAUUUGUGUUGUAAAAAUGUCUACUGCAGAUGAUGAUAAGGCUGCCAAGGGAGAUGAGGUUGUUCCACAUGAACCCUGCAGACCUUUGCAGGAUUCAUCGAUGGACUUUGUGGAGGAUUUCAAAGUGACUGAUGAGAAAAUGUGCAGCAUGCAUGAUAGCGUACAGGCAGUGAAGGAGUCAGAGCUGAGAUCUUCCUGUUCUCUCCAGCAAAACACCCAAACUGUUGCUGAGUUUAUAAAGACCCCAAAUGAUGAUCCUCAGAUACAGAGUGAGUUCAAAGAGGAAAGAAGAGAGGACCUUGAAUGGCCUGUGUUAACAGAGAAUAAAGAAGUACAGAAGGAGGACUCCCAGUUAGACAGCCAGGCCACAGAACCCCAGCUUGCUGAUGCUGAGACAGGAAUCCAAAGUGAGGUAAAGUACAAAGAAGAACAGAGGAAGAAAACCUGCACUAGUUUGCACUCUUUGCUCCCAGGGACCAUAGAAACACAGCUGGCUAAGCAAGUCACAGAAAUACAGAGUGACGUCAGCUAUAAAGAGGCUGCAAAGAAGGACAUUUUAGAUUGCCUGUACUCAAAGUUACCAGAAACAUUACAGACCCAGCAUGCAAAAGAUGCUUACCAACUUCAGAGUGAGCUCAAGUACAAAGAAGGGAAGAAAUGUCUAUCCAGGUCUCUAUACUCCAGUCUACCUGAAACAACAGAGAUGCAGUUUGCCAGAGAGAUGACAGAGAUGAUAAGUGAGAAUAAAUAUAAAGAGAACGGUAAGAGAACAAUUUCCUGCAGCAUCUAUUCUCAGCUACCAGAGACUCCUGAGACUCAGUUUGUUAAAACUGUGUCUGAACUACAGAGUGAAAUUAAAUAUAAAGAAGCAGGUAAGGAUCAGAUGUCCAAGUCUCUUUAUUCUCGGCUCCCAGAAACCUUGGAGACCGAACAUGCUAAAGAUGCCAGCCAGCUACAGAGUGAGCUGAAAUACAAAGAAGAUGGCAAAAAAAUGGCCCAGUCCAGUGUGUACUCAUUAAUGUCACAAACCCUACAGACAGAGUUUGCUAUGCAACAAUCAGACCUACAGAGUGAGGUGAAGUACAAAGAGGAGGUGAGGAAAGAAAAUGUGAACAAUCUGUACUCACUUCUUCCUGAGACCAUAGAGACUAGGUUUGCCCAACAAAUGAGUAAAAUGCAGAGUGAGAGUAAAUAUAAGGAGAUGGGAAAGAACCAGAUGUCCAGCUCUCUGUACUGUCAGCUCCCGGAAACCAAGGAGACGCAACAUGCCAAAGAAAUGUCCCGGAUGCAGAGUGAGGCUAUGUACAAAGGUAUGAGGAAAGGUGAUUUUGCAGGUUCUACAUAUACUUGUGUCCCAGACCCAGCAGAAAUCCGCUUUGCCAAAGAACUCACGGAAAUCCAGAGUGAGAAUAAGUAUAAAGAGAGGGGCCAAAAGAGCCCCAGUGUCAGUAUCUACUCUCAGCUAGCAGAGACCCCUGAAACUCAGUUUUCUAAAGCUAUGACUGAACUGCAGAGUGAGACUAAGUACAGGAAAGCAGGGAAGCUGCAGGGAAGCAGCUCUGCCUACUCACUUCUGCCUGAAACUCUAGAAACACAACAUGCCAAACAGGCCUCACAGCUCAUCAGUGACCUGAAAUAUAAAGAGGGGAACAAACAGGAAAUACACAACUGCUUAUACACUCACCUGCCAGAAACUACUCAGACACAGCUAGCUAAAGACAUCUCAGACAUGCAGAGCGAGGUGAAAUAUAAGCACGGAGGCAUUGUAUCCUCCAGUCUCUACUCACUGCUCCCAGAUACCACAGAGAUACAGUUUGCUAAGCACAUGUGUGAAAUCCAGAGUGAGAACAAGUAUAAACAGGAUGGGAAGAAUGAAGCUUCCUUCUAUUCUCUGAUGCCAGAGACCUUGGAGAUCCAGCAUGCUAAAGAGGCCUAUGAACUCCAGAGCAAUAACAAGUAUAAACAGGAUGGGAAGAAUGACGCUUCCCUCUAUUCUUUGAUGCCAGAGACCUUGGAGACCCAGCACGCUAAAGAAGCCUAUGAACUCCAGAGCAAUUGUAAAUACAAAGAAGCAGGGAAGAAAGCCACACCUAUCGCUCUCUAUUCUCAACUACCUGAAACUCUAGAGACUCAGCACGCCAAAAGGGUGUCCCAACUUCAAAGUAAUCUUAACUACAAAGAGGGUGUGAAAAAGGAGCAGGCUGUAUCUCUGUACUCCCAGAUGCCUGACACCAUGGAAAUUCAACUUGCCAGAGAGAUCACAGCACUACAGAGCCAGGUCAAUUACAAAGAGAAGCGGAGAGCAAUUGGUUCAUCCAGUAGCUACUCUCAGCUUCCAAAUACACAAGAGACUGAGUUUGGAGAAGCUGUGUCUGAACUACUGAGUGAGUCAAAAUAUAAAGAAGCAGGUGAAGAUCAGGCGUACAGGCCUCUUUACUCUCGGCUCCCAGAAACCCUGGAGACUCAACAUGCUAAAGAAGUCAGCCAGUUACAGAGUGAGGUGAAAUAUAAGGAAAGUGGGAAGAAAGUUCUGACAUGUAGUCUGUACGCUCUGCUUCCACUCACCAUGGAGACCCAGCUUGCUGCAAGGCUUUCCAACAUUUACAGUCAUGUCAAAUAUAAAGAGGAGGGAAAGAAGGAGAAGAGCAUUUACUCGGCCCUGCCAGAGACACUGGAGACUCAGUUUGUAAAACAGCAGUCAGAGCUACAGAGCAAGAAUAAGUACAAAAGAGAAAGCCAAAUGGAUCAGUCUGCCUGCCUGUAUUCUCAGCUGCCCGAGACCCUUGAGACACAGUUUGCUAAAGAACUGGCUCCAGUGCUGAGUGAGAGCAAAUAUAAAGUAGCUGGGAAAAAAGAGGCCGCCACCUCUCUCUACCACCUGUUACCAGAAACCAAAGAGACACAGCAUGCCAAACAGGCCUCGGCACUGCAGAGUGAGAACAAGUAUAAACAAAGUGGUAAAAGGAACAUUUCUUGCAAUCUCUACUCUCAGCUUCCAUAUACCACUGACACUCAGUUUGCUGCCAAGAUCUCAGCUCUACUGAGUGAGGUAAAGUAUAAAGAUGAUGGGAAGAAGAAAGCUUCAUCCAGUAUCUAUUGUCUGCUGCCAGAGACCACAGAGACUCAGUUUGCUAAAAUGGUGUCCCAUAUCCAGAGUGAGGCCAAAUACAAGAAGGCUGGGAAAGAGGCAGUGUCUUCUGCUCUCUACUUUCUUCUACCAGACACAGUGGAAACACAGCAUGUUAAAGCAGUUUCUCAGCUUCUGAGUGAGAAUAAAUACAAGGAGAAAAGCAAGACAGAACUGACAAACUCCCUGUACUCUCUGCUGCCAGAAACCAUUGAAACUGGGUUUGCUAAAACAGUGUCUGAACUGCAGAGUGAGAUUAAGUACAAAAAGAAAGGAAAGGAAGAUAUGUCUAAAAGCAUCUUCUCCCAUCUCUCCAAUACUCAAGAAAUGCAAUUUGCCAAACAAGUGGCUGAAAUACAGAGUGAGAAAAAGUACCGAGGAGGGAUUCGUUCGGAUCUGUCUGCCUGCCUGUAUGCUCGGCUGCCUGAAACCCUUCAGACUCACUUUGCUAAAGAACUGGCUCCCACACUGAGUGAGCAUAAGUAUAAACAAGAAGGGAAGAAAGAGAUGGCCACCUGCCUGUAUGCCUGUCUUCCUAAAACCAGAGACACACAGCAUGCCAAGGAACUUUCCUGGUUAUACAGCAAGAAAAGCUAUGAAGAAGGAGGGAAGAAAGAUGCAAAAGUGUGUCUUUAUGCCAAGAUGCCACAGACUAUUGAGACAGUGUUUGCUAAAGAAGUCAGCAACCUUCAGAGCAACAGAUUGUAUAAGGAAAAGUACAAUGCAGAAAAAGGAAAGUCAAGCUAUGCCAGUUUGAAAACCCUGCCAGAGGUAGACCAUGCAAUGGAGGUCAACAAGCAACAGAGCAACGUGAUCUACAGGAAGGGGAAACAGGAGCUGCAUAAGUUCCAUGAGGUGUCAGACAGGCCAGACAUUCUCAAUGCCACACAAGCUACAAAACUCGCGAGCAAUGUGGCUUAUAAGAACAAUAGCAAAGUACAUGUCUAUAGCCAUCAGGCCCUGCUGACAAGAAGUGAUAUUCAACAUGCAAAGGAAGCUUCCAAACUCGCCAGCCAGGUACACUACAAACAGAAAUUGAGACAGACCUGAAGGACAGAAAUUCCACUACAACCCAAGUGACUGUAUGUCAUUUAAACACCUCCAAGCUGCCUCAGACCUUGCCAGUCAG
Messenger RNA from Electrophorus electricus (electric eel), 4334 nucleotides. RefSeq lists its product as uncharacterized. The record is from RefSeq and is a predicted model, not a curated record. Gene Ontology annotation, molecular function: actin filament binding. Gene Ontology annotation, cellular component: Z disc. Gene Ontology annotation, biological process: cardiac muscle thin filament assembly. Lineage: Eukaryota; Metazoa; Chordata; Actinopteri; Gymnotiformes; Gymnotidae.